Molecule: messenger RNA, 498 nt
Organism: Histoplasma capsulatum G186AR
Lineage: Eukaryota; Fungi; Ascomycota; Eurotiomycetes; Onygenales; Ajellomycetaceae
Exons: 3
Coding region: 1-498 (165 amino acids)
Source: RefSeq, a predicted model, not a curated record
AUGGCGCGAUUUGACGCAGAGCUCCGAAAAUCGGCACCGAACAAACAUCUUGGGGACGGUUUUGACUCCAGGUUCGGUUUUGACAAGCGAUUCCCAAGUCGCGUAUCAGAGUUUUCUGUCGUUACCAAACCAUCAAUGAACGCGGAAGAUGGGCCGCGCCUAUGGACAGUCCUUCCCGCUCUUCAAGUUCCCGUGGACAGACCAACUUUUUCGCGUCGAAUGAAUGAAUUUUUGUUCUUUGAACUGCUCAGGCAACUCCAACAACCAUCCGAGAGUAGGAGGAAAGCUACUGUACUGCGUGGCGUCCCGCAAGCAUCUCGGCUCCUACAUGCAAUGUUUGCAAUGUUUGCCUUGUUGUCUUUUUUGUUCCCCGUCGGUGCCGAAUUCCCGCCAUUGCUGGAAUUUUCUUGGCGCGAAAGGUGGUCUCGGCAAUCCAGUUCGGACCUUCGUGCAAGGUGUAAGCUCGGGGUUGGGCCCGAGAUAAAGGCGAUUUCUUGA